Messenger RNA from Cervus elaphus (red deer), 777 nucleotides. RefSeq names its product translation initiation factor IF-2-like. The record is from RefSeq and is a predicted model, not a curated record. The transcript has 4 exons. NCBI's taxonomy places the organism in Eukaryota, Metazoa, Chordata, Mammalia, Artiodactyla, Cervidae. Bases 1 to 777 code for a protein of 258 amino acids.
AUGAUGCUGCCGCUGACCAGGCUGUGGCCGCUACUUCGGUGGGGGACGGCAGCGGCGGCGGCGGCGGAAGGGGCAGCAGCCGGGGGGAGUCCCACCACUACCACCACGGAGGAGGAGGAGGAGGAGGACGACGACGAGGACGAGGACGAGGACGACGAGGACGGAGGGGAGAGGCCUGCUCUGCCUGCCGAAGCCCCGGGCUCUCCUGCUCCCUCCGCCGCCGAGGCUCGGGGUUUCUUCCGCGGGGGCGGGGAGGCUCCGCCGGUGUCCGAGUCGGAGGAGGAGGAAGCGGAGGCCAGAGUUUCCUCGCCGAGAGAGGCCGUGGGGGAGGAGGAGGGAGAGGAGGAGGGGGAGAAGGAGGAUCCGGGCCCUUUCCCCCCCCCCCCUCCCGGAGGCAGCUCGGGGUGCGCGGCCCGGGGGUCGGGCCGGGGGGGGCGCCGCGGGGCGGCUGCGGGGGGCUCGGGGCCCGCCGCUGGGCUAAGCCCCGGCGGUGGUGGCGGCGGCGGCGGCGGCGGGCGGCAGCGGAGGCAGCUGCCGCCUCUGUCCUCGGGUCCGCUCCGCUCUGCUCCCUGGUGUGUUGAUUCUUCCCCCAGCUGCUGCCUAAUGGAGUCCAGGCGCUCGCGUCACAGGAAAUGCCUAUACUGCCCUCCUCACUCACUUCCGGUGGCAGGAGGGAGCCAUUCUGAACCUCUGCAGAUUGUGGACUUUUUUACUAUGAAUAUAGAGGGACCUCAGGAUAAGAGCAUGCACGAUCUUCAUUCCCCAACCAGGGACUGA